AUGCCGCGCCGGGCCGUCUCACCAGUCGCCUUGGAGACAUGCUCGCCCUCGCCCUCCGAAAUCGACCCAGAAAGUGAUCUUCUGGGAUCUGAUGAGGAGUUGAAUGAUGAGGAGCGCGCUGCGAAACGACAGCGCAUCGAAAAGCUCGCCCGGGCGCAUCUGCAGGGUCGACCUCUGUUUAUACUUUCUGCGUCGCUGAAGGGUCCGUUUGGAGAUGGCUGGUCGAACCCGUGGAAGAAGAAUAGGCGCAAAAAUCAAGAAGUGAAUCCCGGUCGAACGGAGCGAAAUACUAACCGGCGCAGGGUAUCUGCGAGCCCUGAGCCGGUCGUGCAGGAGACGGAUCCGCAACCGCUUCGAUUCUCGAGGAAUUCUGUAUCGGGAUCUCGUUCGCCUGCGAAACAAGCACCAGGUCCGGGAACGAAGCUGUCCACCAAGCCCCUUGUUCCUGAUUCAGCAUCACCGACACCGAACGGAGCCAGGAAGACCAAGCCUCCUUCCGCCCGGCCUGCGAGAACAAGUGAGAAGAGUCGACCGGCUUCUACAUCGAAGUUCUUCGCAAACACCAGCAAUGAUCAACUCCCUGAUAUCGACGAACAUACUUUCGCGAAGAUCGAGCCGACUGAUUGGCUGAAGCGCGAUGGACGGCGCUCGAAUUUCCAUUCUACGGGAGGCCUUCCUAGUUCGCCUACGCCGAAGGGAUCGCGGAAAGCUGCCGUCCUAGAUCGAGGCUCUCAUUCCGCGAAAAGCACUGUCAAGGAAGAGAAUGCCCUUAGCAAUCCGCAGAAUCAUGCACCAUCCGUGAACACCCCAUCCAGUCCGUCAAAACGCAGCGCUUUGACGACUUCCUCAUUCAAUGUCGUUUCGUCAACGUCUCAGCUACCCCGCUUCGAAUAUCGAAAGCAUCGUCGCCAUGUUUCGUCUCCUGGUGUUAAACCGGCAUCACAUAGGAGGAACUCGCGUGCCGAGGACUGUAAUCGGCCUUUGUCAAGGUCCAUUUCGCAAGCCCAGGAAACGGGCGAUGGAGAUGGAUUCGAUGCUGGAGACAUCGGGGCAGUUGAUGCUGGUUCAGAAAUGGCCGAUGUCCCUCCUGAGAGGAAUGAGAAUCAACCUCCACCCAAAGACCCGAAUUUGCAAUUAUCGAAGAGUUUGCGGUUUGCCACGGACACGGAGGGCGCGGUCUCUACAUGCACAGGACCCCCACCAUCGACAGAGCAAAAUACCUAUCCCGAGCUACCAUCCGCACAAGAAGUUCCCGGUCCACUUGGGGUGUCAGAUCGCGCAAUCUCCUUGCACUCUACCGUCGUGCCAAAGGAUACGAAUACAUAUCAGAAGACCAGUCCCGAUACUCAGCUCUCCACGCAGGCUGCUUUGAUGCAUGCUCAAAGGUCGUUUCAAGAUGACCUAAGCAGCCCACCCGAUCAACAUGGCAUGACUCCUCUUGGGCGGAAGGAGAUAGCGGAACUUGGAAAUGACUCCUUAUUGGCACGCGAAACUCCUCUCUUUCGGCCCAAUACCUCGGAGCGUCUUGUGCCUCGAAGCUUCAGGGAGAUAGAAAAGGACAAGUUCCAAGCUAUGAGCACACAGCACAUGAUCGACGCAACCUCGCCAUUCACGUUCAGCACGGAGAAGAAACAAAAAUCUUCUCAACGCAUUUCGCCAUCCAAGAACCCGUCUAAGCCACAGGCCACCAAAUCUCCGAGGAAGAUCAUGCUUGAAAAAUCCACUUCUCCUGUCCCUGAACCUACCCCCUCACCAGAUGAUGGAUACAAAAUAGCACAGUCCAACAAGCCCUCUCAACGACCUCACACAUUAUCUACCCGUCAAGAACAUGUACAUACCUAUAGAUCAGCGACACAAACGACAUCUUUACCAUUUGCCCUCAGUGGAUCAACUCCCGCCACUGCACAGGAUGGACAGGGAAUUCAGGGCGCGGACAGCUUCGACCUCAGCCAGGCCCUUGUAGAGGCUGGAAUGUAUUUGCAGGAGUCUAUUGAUUUUCCGAAAGAGGCUCCACGCUAG
This is a messenger RNA of Penicillium chermesinum, 2019 nucleotides long. RefSeq lists its product as uncharacterized. NCBI's taxonomy places the organism in Eukaryota, Fungi, Ascomycota, Eurotiomycetes, Eurotiales, Aspergillaceae. The transcript has a single exon. Bases 1 to 2019 code for a protein of 672 amino acids. The record is from RefSeq and is a predicted model, not a curated record.